Nanorana parkeri is the source of this 2473-nucleotide messenger RNA. RefSeq names its product calcium/calmodulin dependent protein kinase II alpha (gene CAMK2A). Gene Ontology annotation, biological process: protein phosphorylation. The transcript has 19 exons. Gene Ontology annotation, cellular component: cytoplasm; neuron projection. Lineage: Eukaryota; Metazoa; Chordata; Amphibia; Anura; Dicroglossidae. Gene Ontology annotation, molecular function: calmodulin binding; calcium/calmodulin-dependent protein kinase activity; ATP binding. The record is from RefSeq and is a predicted model, not a curated record. Bases 605 to 2074 code for a protein of 489 amino acids.
UAUGUGGAUGCUGACGACGGCUGAUAAGGUUGGGAGGACAGAUCGGCUUCAUGCUUAUCUGCAGACUUGUCAGUCAGAGCCCCUGCCUUCCUCACCUUCACGGUAGCAGCAGGGACCAGGCAGAACAAGCGUAACCACAGGGAAAAGAAAAUAUAUACAUAUAUCCAGGUAUAGUGCCAGGCAUUCUGCAAACUACACAGCGGACAAAGAGCAGAAGCAAUACAGACUGGGAGCAGAUAGUAGAUGGAAAUGUGACCGUGGAGGAAAUAAAAAAAGCUAAAGCAACACUUGGGAGAUAGCUACGUGUGAGAAUAUUUUAAUGCCUUCGAUCUAGUGCAGGUGGAGCACGUGUCAAAGUGAGAAAAGCAUAGUCGCAAGAAACCAAGAAGAGAGUAAGAGAAUAGAGGGGAGCUAUAGAGACAUCCAAACACAGGGGCACAUUACCAAAAAAAAAAAAAAAACAGACUACAUCUUUUCAUAUUUAGAAAGAGGCGUACUGCUAUUGUACAACGUGAAGAGGGUGCACUUGUCCUGCCAGCUGCUUGUGACAUCUCUAUCCUGCUACUAUCGAACAUCUCGGGGGCUACUGCAGUGUGAACAAGGCAUGGCUACCAUCACCUGCACACGUUUCAGUGAGGAGUACCAACUGUUCGAGGAACUGGGAAAGGGAGCUUUCUCCAUUGUCCGUAGAUGCGUGAAAGUUUUAUCUGGGCAGGAGUAUGCAGCAAAAAUCAUUAACACCAAGAAGCUUUCAGCUAGAGAUCACCAGAAACUGGAACGCGAAGCACGAAUUUGUCGUCUCUUGAAGCAUCCAAACAUAGUAAGGUUGCAUGACAGUAUCUCUGAAGAAGGACAUCACUAUCUAAUAUUUGAUCUGGUCACUGGAGGAGAGCUGUUCGAGGAUAUCGUUGCCAGGGAAUAUUACAGUGAAGCAGAUGCCAGUCACUGUAUUCAACAAAUCCUAGAGGCAGUACUCCAUUGUCACCAGAUGGGAGUAGUACACAGGGACCUGAAGCCAGAAAACCUGUUGUUGGCCUCAAAGCUAAAAGGUGCAGCUGUUAAACUGGCAGAUUUUGGCUUGGCUAUCGAAGUGGAAGGCGAGCAACAGGCAUGGUUUGGAUUUGCUGGAACACCAGGCUACCUCUCCCCAGAAGUGCUGAGAAAAGACCCCUAUGGAAAGGCUGUUGACUUAUGGGCCUGUGGAGUUAUCCUAUACAUCCUCCUUGUUGGCUACCCACCUUUCUGGGAUGAAGAUCAGCACAGGCUGUAUCAGCAAAUCAAAGCAGGAGCUUACGAUUUUCCUUCCCCUGAGUGGGACACUGUAACUCCAGAAGCAAAGGAUCUCAUUAAUAAGAUGUUGACCAUAAACCCCUCGAAAAGAAUCACGGCUGCUGAAGCACUGAAGCACCCGUGGAUUUCACACCGCUCCACAGUGGCCUCCUGUAUGCACAGACAGGAGACGGUUGAUUGCCUGAAGAAGUUCAAUGCCAGGAGAAAGCUGAAGGGUGCUAUCUUGACUACGAUGCUGGCAACUCGGAAUUUCUCUGGAGGCAAGAGUGGCGGCAACAAGAAGAAUGAUGGGGUUAAGAAAAGAAAGUCCAGUUCCAGUGUCCAGUUGAUGGAAUCUUCAGAAAGUACAAAUACUACUAUUGAAGACGAAGAUACCAAAGUGAGGAAGCAGGAGAUUAUUAAAGUGACAGAGCAGCUGAUAGAGGCUAUUAGCAAUGGGGACUUUGAAUGUUACACUAAGAUGUGUGAUCCUGGAAUGACAGCGUUUGAGCCUGAAGCACUGGGAAACUUGGUGGAAGGUCUAGACUUCCACCGCUUUUACUUUGAGAAUUUGUGGUCUCGGAGCAAUAAACCUCUUCAUACAACCAUCUUGAAUCCACACAUUCACCUUAUGGGGGAUGAGUCUGCUUGCAUUGCUUACAUCCGUAUCACCCAAUACCUGGAUGCCAGUGGAGUUCCCAGAACUGCCCAGUCAGAGGAGACAUGUAUUUGGCAUCGUCGUGAUGGAAAAUGGCAAAAUGUCCACUUUCACCGAUCAGGGGCCCCUUCAGUCCUUCCACACUGAGGCUCCAUCUUUGGCCAUGGACUCUAAUUAUCAGCACCAGAAGAAGCAGCCCCUUCAGUCUUCUGCAGCUCUCUCCCCUUCUCUUUCUCCCUGCACCCCUUUAUUUUACUGGUCCAUACCUCUCUUUCUUUCUUUUACUUCUGAGGUAUCAGGUGACAGGAGGCAGUGUAUGAGUUUGUGUCCAGAUAUGUGUGAGCCUGUGUGCGUUAACAUGUUCUCUGCACAGUUCUAGUCACCCACCGAUAAGAGGUCAGGGAGAGAGGGGGUGUGUCUUCUCUGGAAAUGAUGUCAUUGCAUAUUGGGGCUGUGAUCUUAGCAGUGAUACUCAAACAGAUCAAAAAUACAUCACUAAAACCAUUCCACUUUCAUUGUAGUAGAAUAGAACACAGAUUACUCCAU